This is a messenger RNA of Chlorocebus sabaeus (green monkey), 5985 nucleotides long. The record is from RefSeq and is a predicted model, not a curated record. NCBI's taxonomy places the organism in Eukaryota, Metazoa, Chordata, Mammalia, Primates, Cercopithecidae.
AACCGCCUCGGCCUCCAGAAGUGCUGGGAUUACAGGCGUGAGCCACUGUGCCGGCCUACGUUUAGUUUUUAACCAUGCUGCUUUUUCUUGAAUCUUCUGUCAGUCAACUCCACAAUGGUGAAUCAGGGAGUUAGGUCUGGCUGUAAGAGAGGGCCCAGGUACUGGGUCAGAUAGGUAAAGAGACAUUCCUUAGUUCUUACUCUCUGCUACCAAACCAUUUCUUGGGAUCAAGCCCUCUUUGCCUGCGUCAUUCCGCCUCCAUUAAAUUCAGCCUUCUUUCCACAUCUUUCCACUGUUGUUGAAAACUUGAGACCUGAAAUCCCAUCUCCUAAAUCCCUGGGAGCUCUAGAAGUAGAGAUGGCCAGGUUCUGUGGUCAGGGCUGGUUGGGAUUACAAAUAAACCAAAGCCUGGGAAACUUUCUUGCUAUUAAUAGUGCAACCUUUUGGGGAGGGAAUACCCAAACUCGAUGCUGUUGGAAUUGAUUUUGCCUGUCCAGAUGACAUACUAAUGAGCUAAGUGGUUAGCUUCGGAUCAUUAUUGCUCCUUCCCAAGCCAAGUUCUUUUAAAGACUAAAACCACAAAAGCAGAGAACAAGUUGGGUUAGAGAGAUUCCCUUCUCCACUCUGGAGAAGGGAGAGUGGUCAGCUCCGGCCUUAAAAAUGAGAAAAUAAAGGUGGUCCUUGCUUUGGAAUGAGGUAGUGGUGCUGACUUAUUCAACUGGUUUUUCUUUUUCUUUUUGGAAGUGGAAUUUGAUUUGGUGUCUGGAUUUUGAUGGGGGUAUUUAUAUUUCUUCAGCACUUUUUGGUUCCUGCAGAAAGUUGCAUUCCUAGUUCCUCAACUGCUUGUUUCUUUUUGGGUUUUGAAGCAGGAAUUUGAUUUGGUGUCUGGGUUUUGAUAGGGGUGUUUAUGUUUUGUCAGUGUCUUUUGGUUCUUUGAGAGUUUCUCUCCUCAUCUGUCAUGUGUCAGAGAGGGUGCCUGUCAACCACUCUCUCUCUCCAGGGAGAAAGUCUUCCUUAAAACAGCCCUAAGAUCCUUAUCUCCUCAAAUCACCCACUUUGAUGAUAAUAUCCAUUGUUCUCUUCUCUGCUUCUUGGCAUAUUCUAGUCAGUCUGUGUAUACAAUUAAAAAAACAACACAGCCCUCUGUGUCCGAAGUACUUGGAAUAUCCCAGUGUUUCACAGGAGACUUUGGAAGUGGACAAAACUGUAUUUCCUUCCCCAAAUGAGGUUAUUGUGCUCGAAAUAUCUCCUGGUAGUUUAUUAAAGGAAACCGCAGACUGGGGUAAGAGAGGCAGUUUCUACAGCCUGCAGCCCUGCUAUCUUGCCUCUUCUUUUCGACCCUCUUUCCUCCCUCUCCUCUUCUCUCCCCUCCUCACCCUAUUCAACCCACCCCCACAUGUCAUGCCAUCCUCAGGGGGUAGCCCUGCAGGCCUGCUUCACUGGGAUGGUCUGUUCUUGCCACCCGUCCCAUGGAACGUGAGGAAGGAAUUUGGGGUGUGGACUUCCUUGAGUGACUAGGAUUAGACCCGUCGGGUCUGCAGUCAGACGAGAAGCGUGUGGGCAAAGGGAACUAUUGUGUGAGGCCUCUCCGGACAGAAAGCCUGCCUUCAUCUUUUACUGUGCCUAAUGGACAAUUGAGACAUUCAGCUUAUGUCUGAAAGGAAAGUGGGCCGGGAUGGUCUAGCAGACCUCCCAGAUGAAGGCUUGUAGGAGAAGCAAAUAGAGACAAGGAUUACCAACAGGGGGAACAACUGGGGCAGAGUCCUGGGAGAGAAUGUUUAUUUCCUUGCUCUCUAGGAGGGAUUUGGAAAGAGCCAUAAUCCUGGGUUAGGAGUAAUUUGUUACAGCAAGAUGAUACUUGAGUGACAGGCUGCUUCUGGCUGAGGCAGCAAGACUUGCAUGCAGGGGGGUCGUGGGCCUCCAGAAGGUCAGCCUCCCGUAAAUCUCCACCCCGGCUUUGGGGUUUGUUUCUCCCCAAGCAAAAUUAACCAGAGGCACUGCUGACCUUUGGGCUUCCUGGGUGUAGCGUUACGAAGCAUCUCCACAUGCUUGUCACAGCUAGAAUUUGACAAUAAAAAUUUGGACGGGGAGACCCUGCCAGAGCCACUGACCUCUUUCCAGUGUGACAAGGGGGAAAAAAUAAAAGGAAAAUGUAGCGCGGGGUGCGGUUUCAGUUGAAGUUGGGAGGACACGGAGCCCAGCUUGUCUCGCAUUUGCUGUCUAUGUAGACUCACUAAAGCAAGUUAAUUCAUUGCUCUUUGACCGCCAGGUCUUUCGUUGUCUUUUGUUGUUGUGGAAUGGGUGAAAGAAAUACAGAAUGGGGAGGAGAACCUAAUUAGAAAAAUUAAGCCUUGAGAGCUCCCAGCCAUGGAGACAGAAAGGGAUUUUUUAGAAGUUGUGAUUUUAAUAUCUGCUGCAGUCUGAUGAUUCAUGGAUUUAAAAUAACCCUUUCAGGUCACCAGGACCCUGUUACUUGCUGGCUUUGUACCUCUUAAAGGUCAUUUGUUGGCUUCAUCUCUAACAAUUUCCAUGGUAGACCUAACAUUUCUGGCUGUUAAAUCCCCUGUGUAGAAGAAGAAAUAGCAAAUCUUAGCUGCCUUGGACCUGAUAUAAUUCUUUGUCUUCAUUCCCAUGGUUUAUCCUUGAAGGUUGAAUAAAUGAUGUGGAAGCUAGUCGAGGGACUUCAGUAUCUCCAGAUGAAAUGGCCACUGCUUGAUGUCCAGGCAGGGAGCCUGCAGAGUAGACAAGCCCUCAAGGAUGCCCGGUCCCCAUCGCCGGCACACAUUGUCCAGAGCCCCCUCCCUUGCUGCACUCAGGGACAUGACUGUCAGCACUUCUACCCCCCCUCAGACUUCACUGUCAGCACUCAAGUCUUCAGGGACAUGAAAAGGAGCCACUCCUUACAAAAAGUUGGGGAGCCCUGGUGUAUUGAGUCGAACAAAGUGCCAGUGGUGCAGCACCCUCACCAUGUCCACCCCCUCACGCCUCUUAUCACGUACAGCAAUGAACACUUCACGCCGGGAAACCCACCUCCACACUUACCAGCCGACGUAGACCCCAAAACAGGAAUCCCACGGCCUCCGCACCCUCCAGAUAUAUCCCCGUAUUACCCGCUAUCGCCUGGCACCGUAGGACAAAUCCCCCAUCCGCUAGGAUGGUUAGUACCACAGCAAGGUCAACCAGUGUACCCAAUCACGACAGGAGGAUUCAGACACCCCUACCCCACAGCUCUGACUGUCAAUGCUUCCAUGUCCAGCUUUCUGUCUUCUAGGUUCCCUCCCCAUAUGGUCCCACCACAUCAUACGCUACACACGACGGGCAUUCCGCAUCCGGCCAUAGUCACACCAACAGUCAAACAGGAAUCGUCCCAGAGUGACGUCGGCUCACUCCAUAGCUCAAAGCAUCAGGACUCCAAAAAGGAAGAAGAAAAGAAGAAGCCCCACAUAAAGAAACCUCUUAAUGCAUUCAUGUUGUAUAUGAAGGAAAUGAGAGCAAAGGUCGUAGCUGAGUGCACGUUGAAAGAAAGCGCGGCCAUCAACCAGAUCCUUGGGCGGAGGUGGCACGCACUGUCCAGAGAAGAGCAAGCGAAAUACUAUGAGCUGGCCCGGAAGGAGCGACAGCUUCAUAUGCAGCUGUACCCCGGCUGGUCCGCGCGGGAUAACUAUGGAAAGAAGAAGAAGAGGAAAAGGGACAAGCAGCCGGGAGAGACCAAUGAACACAGCGAAUGUUUCCUAAAUCCUUGCCUUUCACUUCCUCCGAUUACAGACCUGAGCGCUCCUAAGAAAUGCCGAGCGCGCUUUGGCCUUGAUCAACAGAAUAACUGGUGCGGCCCUUGCAGGAGAAAAAAAAAGUGCGUUCGCUACAUACAAGGUGAAGGCAGCUGCCUCAGCCCACCCUCUUCAGAUGGAAGCUUACUAGAUUCGCCUCCCCCCUCCCCCAACCUGCUAGGCUCCCCUCCCCGAGACGCCAAGUCACAGACUGAGCAGACCCAGCCUCUGUCGCUGUCCCUGAAGCCCGACCCCCUGGCCCACCUGUCCAUGAUGCCUCCGCCGCCCGCCCUCCUGCUCGCCGAGGCCACCCACAAGGCCUCCGCCCUCUGUCCCAACGGGGCCCUGGACCUGCCCCCAACCGCUUUGCAGCCUGCCGCCCCCUCCUCAUCAGUUGCACAGCCGUCGACUUCUUCCUUACAUUCCCACAGCUCCCUGGCCGGGACCCAGCCCCAGCCGCUGUCGCUCGUCACCAAGUCUUUAGAAUAGCUUUAGCGUCGUGAACCCCAGUCGCUUUGUUUAUGGUUUUGUUUCACUUUUCUUUAUUUGGCCCCCCUCCCCCCCACCUUGAAAGGUUUUGUUUUGUACUCUCUUAAUUUUGUGCCACGUGGCUACAUUAGUUGAUGUUUAUCGAGUUCAUUGGUCAAUAUUUGACCCAUUCUUAUUUCAAUUUCUCCUUUUAAAUAUGUAGAUGAGAGAAGAACCUCAUGAUUCUACCAAAAUUUUUAUCAACAGCUGUUUAAAGUCUUUGUAGCGUUUAAAAAAUAUAUAUAUAUACAUAACUGUUAUGUAGUUCGGAUAGCUUAGUUUUAAAAGACUGAUUAAAAAACAAAAAGGAAAAAAAAGAAGCAAUUUUGAAGCAGCCCUCCAGAAGGAGUUGGUUCUGUAUUAUUUGUAUUAAAUACGAGCUUGCGAACCAAUCAUUUUACAUCUGGUUUUUAAACCGUAAGGGCACCACGAAUGCAGUGCCAUUACUUUUUUGUUUUUUUUCUGUGUGAAACAACUUUUAUUGUGAUGUUACUUGUUAUUGUUUAAAUGUACAGAAACAAAGGGUAAAAAUGUGUUAAUAUACCUUGUUCCAUGGUGUUGUUCUUUUGGGGGGAGGGGAUGCUACUCAACACUUAAUAGAAUCACAAUGCUGUUGGGCCAGUAGUAUUUAUUGCUUUAGAGAUUGCUUGUCGUACCUGUAUGUCGUCCCUUUUUAAAUAUGUUUUCCUUUUUCUUGAAACUGUAUAAAGUUUUUUUCCCCCUUAGCAUAAGCAUCUUAUAUAUAACAACUCAUUUGUACAAGGUUUUUAAGUUUAUAUAUAAAAUGUGUAUAUAUAUUUUUGUUUCCCUUUUUGACUUUUUUUUUUUUUUUUUUUUUUUUUUUUGCUGUAUGAAACCCAGUUGUCACCAAAUGGACAUUAAUAGUUGCAUUAAGGAUCAGUAGCAUUAACAAAAGUUGCUUUAAAAGCCAUUAUGUAAAACAAGACUUGAAAAUGAGUGAGGGAAUUUUAGCGACACUGUCUGAGCAGCAGUGGGAACCAUCUUUUUCCCCUUUUUACUCCCAGUGGGAUGCCCUACCCUGCGCCCUUAGGGCCUGGACUGACCGUGUGCAGAACUUUACGUGCCAAAAUUCUCAGUGAAUUUAGCUUUCUCCCUCUUUUUGAUGCUGUAAUUUUUGUUCAUCAUGUUUUGCUGUGAUGUUACAUAGGUAGAUUUGUAUGUAGUUUUAAUGUCACCUAUAACAAAAUGUGUUUGGUAGCAGAUUGUCCAGAAAGCAUUUUAAAUGAAGAGGUAUAAACCCUUAAGGGCCAAAAUUCUGUAUAUUAGAUUACUCUUACACGAAAAACCGGCUGCCGCUUUUAUGUACACAUAUUACAUACGAGUAGGCAGCAGACUUUAAAACUAAAAAAAAUCUAGGCAUGUUGAUGUUGCAGACUGCUGUAUAAAGCUGAAACCUGUUCAUUCAGUGCCAUUGUAGUUGACAUGAAGCGAUUGUAAACCUGUCUCCGAUUUUUCUCUGGUUUAUUAAAAUGCUAACUAUAACAUUUUUUGUGAAUACUUUGAAUGUUUCCUAACAGUUGUGAUGUUACUGUUCCGUUUUAUGCUCUUAUUCCAAGUUCAUUUUUAAUGGUUUGGAAGCCAUUUUUGUAAUGAAUAAAUGUUCAUGCUGUACAGUAUCUGUAGCAUGCUGUUCUGGAUUAAUAAAAGCAACUUAGUCUGUGCAGAUAAA